AGGGAAGUACUUCCGGGUCACCUCGCUCCGAGAGGUAAGCAAAGUUGCUAGGCGAAAACAAGAAUCCGAAAAGGCUCUCCUCAUCAUGCCUGCUGCUGUAAUUAUGGAAGAAAGUUUUGACAAACUAUUAGAGCAGUGUGAAGCGCAAGAGCUCGAGGCACCAGGAGGCAUUACAACCCCUCAAGUAUAUGCGCAACUUCUGGCACUUUAUUUACUACACAAUGAUAUGAAUAACGCCAGGUAUCUCUGGAAGCGGAUUCCACGGGCAAUCAAAGUGGCAAAUCCUGAAUUAGCAGCAAUUUGGACAGUUGGCCAGCACAUAUGGCAACGAGAUUUCCCCGGGAUCUACACAUCCAUUGCAGCUCAUCAGUGGUCCGAAAAUAUUCUCCCGGUAAUGGAGGCCCUUCAAGAGGGUACGCGACAAAGGGCCUACGGGCUCGUGGCGCAGGCGUACACGUCCAUAACCGCCGAAGACUUUGCCGCCUUUGUGGGCUACUCGGUGGAAGAAGCCAUCAAAGGUGUGGUGAGUCAGGGCUGGCAGGCGGAUCCCACCACCAGGAUGGUGAUGCCCAAAAAGCCAGAUCCUCCCCCCGUUUCGUCGGUUCCCAACGAGCAGCAGUUGGCCAGACUCACCGAUUACGUGGCGUUCUUGGAGAACUGAUGACCACGCCAAAUAUUUGUCUUUCGAUUUGUGCAGACUUAUCAUGCUUUUGUGUUAUAAAAAUAAAUACUUACAAACA
Syngnathus typhle (broad-nosed pipefish) is the source of this 740-nucleotide messenger RNA. RefSeq names its product COP9 signalosome subunit 8 (gene cops8). The record is from RefSeq and is a predicted model, not a curated record. NCBI's taxonomy places the organism in Eukaryota, Metazoa, Chordata, Actinopteri, Syngnathiformes, Syngnathidae. The coding region runs from base 86 to 661 and encodes 191 amino acids. Gene Ontology annotation, cellular component: COP9 signalosome. Gene Ontology annotation, biological process: COP9 signalosome assembly; protein deneddylation. The transcript is spliced from 7 exons.